AUGGGAAACGAGGUAUCUGCGCUGUAUUUGGUUCUAAGUGUCUUGGGGUCAGUUCCCUUUCUGUUUGUGCUGAUCCAAUUUCUGCGCCACAAAUUCCAACAUUCAUGGGUUGUGGAGGAGCCGAGGACCCUGACAGUUCCUGAUAGUGAAGUGACAAAGAAUGAAGUGAAGGCCUCGGUAUUUGACAUUCCAGCUCCGGAAGUGAAAUCCGACACUCUGAUUGAAAUCCCAACUCAACCACUGCCAAUCAACAUUUAUGGGACCGGUUCCCAGAUAUCCCAGCCUGACGCACCAGUCUCCAUGCCCCUCAGCGGAAGAACUUUGUAUCAGAUCAUCAACGUGGUGCCGGUGCGGAGGUGGAAGGAACUGAUGCGUUUGCUGGAGCUGAAGGAGUGCGAGAUGGAACGGAUCGAGAUGGACGUGGCCUACUCCAGAGAACGGCAGUAUGAGAUGCUCCGACACUGGAGCCAACGACAGACGGCCUCCAUGGAGUCCCUGUACCAGGCCUUGGAGAUCAUGAACUUGACUGGACUAGGAGAGGAACUGAAAACCAACCUGCUCAACCACUCCAACUCUCUCCAUUGAUCGAAGGUUGACACAAAUGCUGGAGUAACUCAGCGGGACAGGCAGCAUCUCUGGCUAGAUGGAACGGGUGACAUUUCGGGUCGAGACCCUUCUUUCUCCCCAUUAAUCCCCUGCCCAUUGCAAUAUUUGGAUACCACAGAUUAUGAUGUCAAGUCCACUGUCCUAGAAAGACAACACCAAAAGUGAUCAACGUGAGGUCUAGCUUGUCCCUGCAGCCGAGAAUUAUUGGUAAAACCUGAAUUAUAGGGCAUGGUUUUAGUAAUUUACUUGCAUGACAGUAGAGGAAUCUGGGAUCAGUAGAUUCCCAAUCCUGGACAAGAUCCAUGGUGUACCCAAGGGCUAACCUGGAGGCAAGUCAUCUGAGCUGAGGGCUACUGAUUCAGAGGACUUGGUCAGCUCCAGGGGCUCUGAUUAACAUAUAAGAUUGUUAAGGGCUUGGACACG
Molecule: messenger RNA, 1029 nt
Organism: Amblyraja radiata (thorny skate)
Lineage: Eukaryota; Metazoa; Chordata; Chondrichthyes; Rajiformes; Rajidae
Product: tumor necrosis factor receptor superfamily member 25
Exons: 5
Coding region: 1-585 (194 amino acids)
Biological process (GO): signal transduction
Cellular component (GO): plasma membrane
Molecular function (GO): protein binding
Source: RefSeq, a predicted model, not a curated record